Messenger RNA from Thunnus maccoyii (southern bluefin tuna), 4680 nucleotides. It is a transcript of the gene il17rd, whose product is annotated as interleukin 17 receptor D. Bases 43 to 2520 code for a protein of 825 amino acids. The record is from RefSeq and is a predicted model, not a curated record. Gene Ontology annotation, molecular function: interleukin-17 receptor activity. NCBI's taxonomy places the organism in Eukaryota, Metazoa, Chordata, Actinopteri, Scombriformes, Scombridae. The transcript has 16 exons.
CUCUCUCUCUCUCCCUCAGAGCUGUUCAGACUUGAGGGAGGAAUGGCGGCCCCUCGCAGUUUCUUCACCUCUCUCUCCGGUUUAUUUCUGAUUUUUUAUGUUUCUUGUGGAUCUACGACUUCAGGCAACAAAAGAGCAAACCAGGAGCGAUGCGGUUUCAAGGUGCAGUCUGGUACAGAUGGAGGUCGCAGGUUGGCCGUCACCUUCAGAGCUGACAAUUGUUCAUUAAACUACCCUUUGGGGAAACAUGUGAUCCAUGAAGUGACCAACAUCUCCUUCAGCCAUCUGGCCUGUGAGGACCAGGCCGGCGUGGUCGUCCACUGGUCUGCCAGUCCACUGGGGAUCGAACACAUUAAAGGCUUCAGAGUUUAUCUGGAAGACAAGAAUCCAGAAGGAAAACAAUGUCAACAUCUGAUCCUCAAAGACCCGCGACAGCUCAACUUCUCCUACAGGAACACGAAGCUAAGCAGUCAGCCGUUCAGCGGUUUGACCUUUGACACGGACUACAUGGUUCGUGUUGUUCCUUUCCCAACUCUGAUGAACGAGAGCUUCUUCACUCCGUCCUUCCUCAGGACCAACUCCUGUGAAGUCCUCCUGGGUUCAGACAACCUGGUCUGCAAACCAUUCUGGAAACCGAAGACCCUGAACGUGUCUCAGCUGGGGUCGAACCUCCACGUGGCGUUCGACCAGGCGCCGCCCUCCUUCGGCUUCCACCUGUACUACCUGUACUACAAACUGCGGCAGGAAGGACCGUUCAAACUGCAGCGCUGCAAACCAGACGCGAACCAGCUCAGAACUACAUGCAUCCUCCAGGAUGUCACUCCGGGGACCUACACUAUAGAGUUGAGAGACGACAGCAACACUUCCAGGAGGCAGACUCAGUACCACGUCAGCCAGGUCCACUCCCCCUGGGCGGGGCCUAUCCGUGCCAUGGCCAUCACAGUGCCUCUGGUCGUCAUGUCUGCCUUCGCCACUCUCUUCACUGUCAUGUGUCGCAAGAAACAGCAAGAAAACAUCUACAGCCAGUUGGACGAAGAGAGCAGCGAGUCGUCCAAUCACAGUGCAGCGUUGAACACGGAGCGGCCGUGGCCCCGCCCCAAAGUCUUCAUCUGUUACUCCAACAGAGACUGUCCCAAACACACCAGCGUCAUCCAGAGCUUCGCCUACUUCCUGCAGGACUUCUGCAGCUGUGAGGUUGUGUUGGACCUGUGGGAACACCUGGAGAUGUGCAAAGAGGGUCAGAUGUCAUGGCUCAGUAGACAGCUGGACGAGGCCAACUUCAUCAUCACCGUCUGUUCCAAGGGCCUACGCUACUUUGUGGAAAAGAAGAGCCGCCGCGGGAAGACGCCAGUCAGUCGCCGCAGUACCAACAGCAACAACAGCAGCAGCAGCAGCUCUCCGACCGGUGGAUCGGGCAGUGACCUGUUCAUUGUGACCGUGGCCAUGAUCGCUGAGAAGCUGCGGAUGGCGAAGCAGAGCGAGGGGGGCGGGGCUCAGGAGCUGAACCGCUUCAUGACGGUUUACUUCGACUAUUCCACAGAGAGCGACAUCCCCACCAUGCUGAGUCUGGCUCCCAGAUUCAAGCUGAUGGACCAGCUGCCUCAGCUCUUCAGUCGGCUGCACUCCAGUCAGUCCAGUCUGGUCGACCGCGAGUCGCAGCCUCUCAACGUCUCCCGGAGGAACUACUUCAGGAGUAAGUCUGGACGCUCGCUCUACGUUUCCAUCUGCAACAUGCACCAGCACAUCAGCCAGAACCCUGACUGGUUCGAGAAGCCUCUGGCUCCAGCUCCUGCAGGCGCUUCCUCGGCCUCCUCCUCGUCACCUUCUCCUCCUCUCCCCGCCGUCCUGGCUCAAAACUCUCCUUCAAAGGCCCCCUGCUCCUCCACCUCAUCUCAACCCGAGGAGAAGUUUGACUCUGGCUUGGUGCUGAAUGAGGUGGUGGUGAAGACGCCGUCGCUGGAGAGUGGGGAGGGAGUGUCGAGGAGGAAUGUGCUUCUGCUGGCCCCUGGCUCCAGUCCAAGUCCCAGUCCCAGUCCUGGUCCCAGUCCAGGUCUCUGUCCCAGUCCAGGCCUGCCACACUGCUCUCUGUCCAUGUUGGGACACACUUCAAGGUCCACUUCUGGAAUAUCAGGACUGUUACCUGGAGAAUCUUCCUCCUCCUCCUCCUCCUCCUCCUCCUCUGCUCCCUCCAUCCUCCAGGACGAGGUGUGCUCCCUACCUGUCCAGACAGAAGAAGGCCGUCCUUCCCCUCCAGAGGUCCCGCCUCCUCGUGAUUCGGGCAUCUAUGAUUCGUCUGUCCCCUCCUCAGAGCUUUCCAUUCCCCUAAUGGAGGGACUGUCACAUGACCAGGCUGACUCCUCCUCCCUGGCCGACAGCGAAUCAUCUUCUUCCGGCCUGGGUGACGAGGAGCCCCCAGCGGUCGCGUUGCUCCGCUGCAGCGCUGCCACAGUUUGUAAAGCUGAGCUGCACCACCAUCAUCACCUGGAACACAGCGAUGGACUUGAACCUGUAGUAUCAUAGUAGGGGACGCCUCCAGCCAAUCAAAAGAGGACCAGCCCAGUGAUGUCAUUACAGGGCCAAAGAUGUUUUGGUGUUGGACCUGAAUCCUGUCUCAGAAGUGUUGUCAUCCAAUCGUCAUGGACACUAAACUGGAAUAAUUAACAGGCAUUGGAGUGGAGACACCUAUGGAAAUAACUGAGUUGUGAAACACCAGCCCCUGUAACUAUGGUAACCACUGGGCUGUAGAACAUUUGCCCCUGUGACUAUGGUAACCACUGCAUUCUAGAACAUUGAUAACUCUGAUAACUACGGUAACCACUGGUUUCUACACUACACACUGGGAAUUCUGGUAACCACUGUGUCAUUAGUCCCUGGAAAUAUGGUAACCACUGCAUCUAAACACUAAUCCCUUGUAACUAUGGUAACACUGAGUCAUAGAACACUUCUAACUAUGGUAACCACUGUGUUGUAGCACUCCAUUCCCUGUUAACUAUUGUAAUCACUGCAUUCUAGAACACUAGUUCAGGUAACUAUGGUAACCACUGCGUUCUAGAACACUAGUUAAGGUUACUAGGUUAACCACUGUGUUCUAGAACACUAGUUCAGGUAACUAUGGUAACCACUGCGUUCUAGAACAGUGGCACUCUGGUCGCCCUGCCUGGAGGAUUUUUGGAGGACUGGAUCUCCAGAUGCUGGCAGAGCGGAUCAGUUCAAACCAAAGACUGCUUCAGCACUGCGUCCUGAUUGGUUGGAGACCACUUUGCGAGUUGAUGUUCGGAACCAAAAUGUGAUGCUGAAACAAACUCUUCGGGCACUUUUUGAUGCAGAAACGCAGGAAGACACAAUGCCAUGAACAUGUUCAGAUGUUCCUUGGCACCAACAUCCAAUGGGAUCAAAGCAGCUCCUGGGGUUCUGUUAUCCACAAAGAUUUUUACCAAAAGCUGCUGAAUGUAUCAUCGCCUUAUGGAUGUUGACAAUAUGGCGUCUUUGUAUUAUUGUCAACAUUUAGGACCAAGAGCAAGUAAACACUAAAUAGGUAGUGAAAAACCACUUAUUCAUCAAUGGAUGCUUCCUUCUAAAGAGUGCCGUUAAAAACCAUAAUAGAACAUUUAUCAAUAUUCAUUCAUCUUUAAUGAGCGCUAUGUUUUUCAUAUCAUAUUUUUUAAAAGCAUUCCUUAUUAAGUGUCUUCUAAAUGUUUGUUGAUGACGACUCAUCGUUAAAGCAGCAAGUAACAUGAUGACCACUCACUAAAUCAAAGAAUUUUCUAAAACCUGCUAAUGUGAUAUAAUAUGGUGGAAGAGUUUUGUCAGAAUUCAUUUGAAUUAUGUGUUGAAUUCAAAUUAAAUUUUCUCUGCAUUUUCAUUCACAAAAUUCAGAACACACAAUUCAAAUUAAUUUGGCUGGUGGCUGCACUCGUACACCAUAAUAUAUUAAACACUGUGGUUACAUUGUUAAGCUUGUGGUUAUAUAUUUGUAAAGUACUGAAUAUUAAUGUUACAUUUAUGGUUAUAUAUUUCUUAAUGAUUCGUAAUGCUUUUCUAACAUUGGUGCAGGAAGCAGUGAUGAUGAGGGCAUUUCGAAAGCAGUUCGAAGACACCGCAGUGGAAGCCCGUUCCCGGCAGGACAAGAAACAAAUAGAGGAAUUGUCAAAUAUGUCAAAUGAUGAAAUGAUCGUAUGGAAUUGAUUUGACUAAGAAAUUAUGACUCACUAUAAUUUUGACUGAAAAAGUAAAAAACAUAUUUAUUAUCUCAUAAUUGCAAUUUUCAUCCUUUUUGUUUUCUUCUUUUGGCGGAAAUGGGCUUCCGUACACUUUUUAAUUAUUGAUCCCAAGAACAUAUUUCAUUAUAUCUGACACAUGUAGAAGGACGCUAUGGCUGUCAGUUAUUGCUGCAGUCGUUUUGUUCUCUCUCUUCUGUGUUUUAUCCUCUGACUCUGAUAUUCGAGCUGCUGCUGAAGGCAGAGCGACGACUUCUGGUUCAUCUGCAGUUUAAGAGUUUGUUGGAAGAGAAGAUUCAGCAUUUCCUACUUGUGAAUAUUUUAAUUUUUUUUUCUGGAAAUGUCUGUUUCAAUUUUGUAUAGUUAGACUGUUAUUUUACUUUUUUUUUCUACAUCUUAUAGAAAUGUACUGUUUUAUAGUACCUUAAUGUAGGAAUUAAAUAAAUCCAUCUAAUAAAACUUU